AGUACUUGCCAGUCGAGCGGAGUCCGCUCGUCUGCUAGCACUUAAACGUGACUUCUCUCAAUAACUUACUUUCAGUUUUCCGCGAGUACAUACUAAGUUGUCGUUUACUUAAUUAUUGUAAUCAAAGUAAAUGAUAGCCAGAUAGUUAACUCAGUGCAUAACAAAGUGAUUUAAGAUGAUUGGCGGUACGAAAGCGAGUAUAGCUCGCAUUUGCUUUUUGCUGACUUUUCUGGGAACUGCAUGUUCACAGUCUAUCUCCGACCCUACUUAUAAUCCAGAUGAAGUAUCAACGAAUUUGGGCGAAGUCGAGUCCAGAGAAAAUGGCCCAGAUCUGGAAUUCCGAUACCAUGACCAUGAUCAAAUGACCAGAUACUUGCGAUCCGUGUCUGCGAGAUACCCGGCCCUAACAGCGCUUUAUUCCAUUGGGAAAUCUGUACAAGGCCGAGAUCUAUGGGUGAUGGUGGUGUCAGCGUCUCCAUACGAGCACAUGAUAGGAAAACCUGAUGUUAAAUACGUCGGCAACAUUCACGGAAACGAAGCCGUCGGUCGCGAGCUAAUACUACAUCUUAUUCAAUAUCUCGUGACAUCUUAUGACACCGACCCGUACAUAAAAUGGUUGCUGGACAAUACUAGAAUCCAUUUGAUGCCAUCCAUGAACCCAGACGGUUUCGCUAUUUCGAAAGAAGGACAAUGUGAUAACACCUAUGGAAGGCAUAACGCUCGUCGCUAUGACUUGAACAGAAACUUCCCAGACUUCUUUAAGGCUAACACUAAGCAGCCUCAACCGGAGACCGAAGCCAUCAAGGAGUGGAUUAGCAAGAUUCAGUUUGUGCUCUCCGGGUCACUGCACGGUGGCGCUCUCGUCGCGUCAUAUCCCUUCGACAACACGCCCAGUGCCAGAAUUUGCAGAUCAUCAGUUCUAUGUUCGGUCUUCCAAAGUUAUGCACACACGCCCUCGAUCGCGCCGGACGACGAUGUGUUCCGUCACCUGUCGUUGGUUUACUCCAACAACCACGCCAAGAUGUCCCGCGGAGUAUCUUGCAAACAAGGCUCGCCAAAGUUCGACAAAGGCAUCACUAACGGGGCGGCUUGGUACCCUCUCACAGGCGGCAUGCAGGACUACAACUACCUGUGGCAUGGAUGUAUGGAGAUUACGUUAGAAAUCUCGUGCUGCAAAUAUCCCCCGGCACAUGAGUUGCCCAAGUAUUGGCAAGACAACAAACAGUCCCUGAUAAAAUAUUUGGCCGAAGCGCAUCGUGGAGCGCACGGUUUUGUGAUGGACGAGAAUGGUAACCCUGUGGAGCGCGCCGCUAUCAAAGUGAAAGGUCGUGACGUCACGUACCACACCACCAAGUAUGGAGAGUUCUGGCGUAUACUAUUGCCAGGAACCUACAGGAUUGAUGUUUCUGGCGAAGGAUAUCUUCCACAAGAAGUAGAGUUCAUUGUCAUUGACAGCCACCCCACGUUAUUAAAUAUUACUCUACAUUCAGCUAAGGGUUACAUAUCGAAGGCGGUAGGCGUUCCAUCAGGUACGUCACUGAAGACUACAUCACUACCCACUGCAACUACCUCUCCUGUCCAAGAUGGUGCUAUUGUUUUCCCCGAAGACUGAUUUUGAAUGACUCUUUAUUAUGUACAAAAAACGAUAACUCGAAAUCCCUUAAGUUAUAAGUUACGAGGUUUGCACAACAUUGCAAACAUGCAUCUUCUUGUAGGUUCUCUAGCACCUAGAACACUAUCUGUAUGGAUUGAGUCGAGUAUUAGUACUGGAAUUAAUGUAAUAGUAUGAGAGCUGCGUGUUGCAUUUAAUCAAUUGACGGCGAUCGCGGUAAGUGCUUGAUUUGUGUGCAAUCGUCGUACAAUAUUAUCGUAUAUAUAAUCGUCGUACUAUAUUUGUAUUGUAACGUCGAAGUACCUGUAAUCGAAUAGUGAAGUGUUAUAUUUAUGUAUAAUAUGUACCAUAGACGUGCUUGCUUAGUAGUUACAUAAUAGGGUAGUUGACUCACAUAAGUUAUAAUAAUGUGUUUGGGUAUCUAUUCAAGUAGUUUUGCUUAUAAACAUAAUUAUGGUACAAGUACAAGGAACCAAUAUUAGAUAGAAGAUAGCAGUAGAAGUUGUUAAAAAAGAUAUUUUUAUGUUGUUAGGUUAGUUAGAGUUUGUUUUCUUUAAAGUUGCGGUUAAUAUUUACAUUAGUUAUCACAGCACAGAUCAAAACAAUCUGAAUAAAUCAUAAUAAUUAACAAAUACCAUGUCUAGUUCAGAAAAUAAAAUUGUCAACUAGCCUAGAAAUUAAUAUUCUUAUUCUGAUUCUAGUACAAACGCAAAAUGCAAUUUUCUGAGUCAUAAUUAGAAAUAGACCAAUAAAGAAAAUACAUAAUA
This is a messenger RNA of Spodoptera litura, 2379 nucleotides long. Its product is annotated as carboxypeptidase D. Lineage: Eukaryota; Metazoa; Arthropoda; Insecta; Lepidoptera; Noctuidae. The record is from RefSeq and is a predicted model, not a curated record. Gene Ontology annotation, molecular function: metallocarboxypeptidase activity; zinc ion binding. Gene Ontology annotation, biological process: protein processing; peptide metabolic process.